This is a messenger RNA of Hermetia illucens (black soldier fly), 13886 nucleotides long. RefSeq lists its product as uncharacterized. The coding region runs from base 146 to 12118 and encodes 3990 amino acids. Gene Ontology annotation, molecular function: small GTPase binding; neurexin family protein binding. NCBI's taxonomy places the organism in Eukaryota, Metazoa, Arthropoda, Insecta, Diptera, Stratiomyidae. Gene Ontology annotation, biological process: exocytosis; intracellular protein transport. The record is from RefSeq and is a predicted model, not a curated record. Gene Ontology annotation, cellular component: exocytic vesicle; plasma membrane. The transcript has 19 exons.
CGAAUCGCUUUCAUGUACAGGUUUAUGACUCACGCGACGGAAAUAUAGAAGUAGCCGUGCGACUGACUGCAGAGAGGACAACGGAUAAACAUUGAGCUAAAAGGGAUUGUGUUUGGCCUUUUUUCGCAUCAAAACAUUAAGGAGGAUGGCGAGUGGACGUAGUGCAAGAUUACCACCGACACCGACCCCAAACGUUCGUAAUUCGGAUGUUGGCCCGGAAACCGGAUACACUGCUACGACCGCGACCACCACAACUAUUCCCGGCAGUACCAUUAAUGCUCUCGGCCCGGAACUUGCAGUGGCCACGUCACAAGUUCUGGACAACCUAUCGGAUAAAGAACGACAAAUGAUUCUGGAGGUGCUGAACCGGGACGAGGGCGUCCGGCAGAGAGACGCCGCCCGAAUAAUGCUCCUGCGCGCUGAACUGCAGAACCUUCGGAGAAAAGGAGCCUGGAAAACAGGAGGAUCACUUGAUCGGCAACAGAUUGAAGCAAGCCGAUAUUGUGCUCGAUGCGGGACAGAAUUGGGGCGAAUCAUUAAUCGCGGUGCCCCAUGCCGCGUUUGCAAAUUCCGCGUUUGUAAGGCAUGUCGCGAAUUCACGACUCGAACAACGGAUUGGGUUUGUGUAGUGUGCCAUAAACAAAUGGAAUUGAAGGCGGCGAGUGGUGAAUGGAUAAACGAAUUCUCACAUGGGCCUCAACGCCGACGUCGAGGUUCAGUAUCAAAAGAGAAUCUACCUACCUCCGAUAUUCUUAAGAAAAGCAUACGUCGCUCGUGGACUAUAUCUAAUCCGGAAAACGACAAUAGUCCCUCAAACCGUCAAAGUGGCGACUAUCCAACAAAUAGAGUAAAUUUGGGAGGUGGCCGUUCAACCGGAAGUUAUCCAUCAUUGAUUCGUCAUCCAGGUCCCUACAAACCACAAGGCAUGGACUACGACCCAAACACCGAAAUUUAUCCGCCUCGUCGCAUGUUGCGACAAUCUACUUUACCUUCUAAUUUGCCGAACGCAGAUGCUUCGAAUUAUUACACUAACAGCAAUUUAACAGCGCCUUCUUCACCGAAAUGCCAAAUAAGUCCCCAGUACGGAAACUUCCCAGAAAACGACCCACCUCCACAAGCUCCGCGAAGUGGAUCAGAUAAUGACCUACAACCACAGUAUCCACCACAACCACAAACAGUAGCUCACCAACCAAGAUAUACAGUGCGAAGACAAUCAACUCUUCCAUGUCGACCGACUGAUCAACAGCAACAGCACCCAUCAAUCUACAUGUCGACAUCGCCAAAUAGGAACUUCAGUCGAUCACCAGAAAGAUCGGAUGCUGAACAGAGAUAUCCACCAUUUGUUAGACAAUCCACAUUUCCCUCAAAUACUUCUGACCAACAUUUUCCGCCACCACAUCGACCGAAAAUGUUGCCAACAUCUCCGUGUCGAUCGCCAUAUAAUAGUCAAUACAUUGACGAGGGAGGUGAGCAACGACCUCGGAUCAUAAGACAGGCAACUCUUCCGAAUCCCGACCAGCACAUGAAGUUGCUCCCGACAUCGCCUCCUAAACGCCAAACGUCGCCGCAGUAUAUGAAACGAUCUCCUGAAUUCAUACGGCAGAAUACUCUACCCAAUCCGGACGGAUUCAAUUCCCUCACGGUUCAUCAAACGAAUGCCAAAUUCCUGCCGAUAUCACCCCGUCAAAAACAUCAUUUUCUAUUUCCUAAUCAACCUGCACACCAACAUCCACGUCAAUUCCUUUCGCAGCAAAAUGUCCCCACAGUUGACGAUGGCGGCGAACAUUAUUCCAGCAGUCAAAGUGUUAAUAUACAGGGACGCGAAAAGAUGAUGAAAGUUCGAAGUCAUAGUAAUGAGGAAUAUUCAGCGUCUAGACCAAUGGAAGUAAGAAGGCUGCUACCGGAGAUUCCAUUGAAUCGAUCAGCUAGAUCGAUCAGCCGUCUCGUUCGCCAGGAUCACGUGAAAGAAGAUGUGCCUUCUCGCCUUAAUCAGGACGUUACCUGGACCCCGGGAAGACGCACUUUCGCUGAAGCAAAGCAAACUCUUCCCGAAUAUGAGCAACAACAACAACAACAACAAUCAGAAUAUGGUGACUAUUAUAGUGAUAACAGUUUCUUAGAAGCGGAUGAGGUUCAAUAUGAGAAGAGUUAUGCGAACUACAGCAGUGAACCGAAAAUCAUAUACAAUGAUAUUGUGGAAGAAGAACCGCCUACACUUAAGGGUCGGAGCGCCGAAAGUUUCCUAAAUGACAAUCCUACAAGCUACCCGGAAGAGAAUCUGCGAGGCGUGAGAAAGGACCGUCAGCGCAGACGGAAAUCUAGGGAGCUAACUGAGGCCGAGGUGAUAACUUCAUCGAAUGAAGAUGAACCAGCGAAACGGAAGCCAGAGGCGAUGCGUUCAGUUUCCGAGGAUUCCGGAACGAAACCGGCUGUGAAGCCUGUAACAAGACGAUCCCUAUCGCACCCAGAAAAAGACUCACAGAGUUCCAAACGAAAUGAACCCACAAAAAUUCCAAGCCCUAAACCCCUGGUUGACCUCACGGAAAAGCCGAAGAAGCCAACAAAGCUACCAACUCCAAAGCGAAGAUCAAUUAAAGUAGCCGAACAUGCAGACGCUUCGCCAACUGAAGAGGCAACAAAAAUUCCAGGCUCACAAAGGAGGAAUUCGCAGAUUUCCACCAGCAUGAUGGAUAAAGGCGAUGGUAGCGAAAAAAAUCAAUCACCUGACCAUAAAUCGCCAGGGAAAGAUGACGUGGACGACGGGGGCGGAGAAGGGGACAGUGGCCCAGGGAAGUGUGGGAAACAGGACGCCAACACAGUAUCGGGAUCUAAAACACGAAAUCAACAGGAGCAUAAAACGACACUAGGUGAAGCGGAGAUACAAAGUGCGGUGGAAGCUGCUGCGGUGGUUUUCAAGAAGGUAGUCCUCCAACGUCGCAAGGAAAAGGCUGCGGAGGAGAAGGAGAACAGUGGCGCGGCAGGAAGCAAUGGAGGUGGAGGUGAUAGUUCGUGCAGUAGCCAAACCCGCUUCUACUCCACGAACCCCCUCCAGGAUGAUGUUGUUGUCUCAGACUAUGAAAACGCGUCUGCCCUAAAAAUGUUCUACCCCGAAUGCGACGAAUACAAGCUAGUCUUCAUUAGCUCAGACUCCUCGAGCAAGGAGGAGGAGUUCGAGGAUAGCAGCUCAACUACCUCUUCCACGCACAACCGAGGUAGCAUUAUCCUGGACGACUGUGACUGGGACUACUUCGAACCUGGGACAGCUCUCACGAAGUCAACUAUAUUCAAAUCGCCAUAUGGAUCGCCCAUUAUCCAACGAAAGCGGCCAGCCUGGGGAACCUCACCCCAGCAACUGUCGUCAUCGUCACCAGUCGAGUCGCCUUUGUUCUAUCGACGCGCACUCUCUUCUGAGUCAUCCGGGGGUUCCUCAUCGCUGUUCGGGGGAGGACGUGGCGCCGCUGUAAGUGCGACCAAGAUGAUGCGUGAAAGUGACACUGGCACAGAUGAGGAGAUGCUAAUGCAAGCGGAAAGCUCCACUUCGCCAACCAGCUCCGAUGGAUUUCUCAAUCACGGCAGUUGCCUGCGUAACCGCAUGAAAACGAAAUUCUUGCGACACCACCAUCAUCACUCCGGGUCUGCGUCAUCGAAGCAUCAUUAUGCGAAAUUCGGUGCAUCAGCCGCGACCCCCGAAGCUUCAUCAGAAGGCAAUGGUAAGAACAGCUGCUCUUGCGGCGGUGGAGCUACUCUGGGAGCGCGCCAGCAGCCCCAAUACGUGCCUAUUCCCGUGCCUGUACCCAUUCCCGUCCCCAUCACCGCAUUCCACAACUGGAACCCAAGCGAACUAAUAUUGCCGGGCGGCCCAAGCGUUUCCGAAACGACCCUGGAUGGGUCCCACAGCUCCAACCUCACCGUCUUGCAGCAAAAGCAAGCUGCCGACCUAUUCCAACUUUGGAACAGCGCUGCGCCGAGUCUCUUGCAGCAUCGCAUCAGUGAGCACCAACUCAGAUUCGAAGCGGUCCCAGUGCCAGUGUCGCUCGACGGAGCCCAUGUACCCGCAGCAAAGCCACCUGGUUCUGGCUUCGAUUCUGGCUGCGGCUCUGGCUCGAGCCUCAACUCGAGCUCAUGCGGCGCUGCAGCCGGCGGACCUGCGGUCUCAGAACAGGUUUUGAUACAGCGAACUGUUGCCGAUAUGUUUCGCAACAGCAGCUACAAUAGCAACUCCAGCAACGUAGUAGCCGCGGCCCCGGCACCAUCAGCCCCAUCGUCAUCACAAGGAGAAGCAGUUGUAAAGCCAUCGCUCGGCGGAAAAGAAGUGACCCUCUCGGGUACCGGUAGUGAGUCGGUUGUAAUUGGUGAUAAGGCCACCCACGGCGUGGCCGCGGCACUAUCUUCCUCGUCGGAUAGUCUCGAUAACGGGCGCAGUGAUAACGACAAAGAUAACGACCACGACUCGGGGCUGUCGAGCUGCGAUAAUGGUAGAGUGUCGGAUAAGGUGCAGAUACGUCGCCAGCCCGACAUUUUCGCAGGUGAUAGAAGCAAAGUAGCAACACAAGUGGCUGCAGCAAUAACAACCACGACAAAAGCAAGUCAACCGUCGCCACCGACGUUGGUCUUGGGCAACAGCAGCGAACGGAACGACGACAAUAGCAGCAACCGUAGCAGCAGAAGUAAGAGCAAUAGCAAUCCGAGCCCCGGUCUCGGCCACAAUCUCAGCCUCGUCCACAGCUCCCCGGACUUGGAGCAAGACCAUUGCGAAGCUAAAGUACCACCGCCGCAGCCGCAUCACGACCAGAGACGGCUGGCCGAAGGCGAGGAGGACGUUGACAUUAAUAACUUAAGUGCGGGAACGAAGUCGCCAAUCGAUAUCGAACAGAAGCCCGGUGCGGGCAGCACGGACGCCUGCGACGACGCCGGCGACGCAAAGAGGGUGGAAAACUGCAAGAAACCUUCGAAGAGACACAAGAUGAUUUCCAUCGGAAAAAUAAAGUCCAACCCCGUGGUGCAAACGGGUGGCUACUUAGUUUCGGAAUACAUUUUCUCAUCGUCGUCCGACUCGGAGUCCGAUAGCAACGAAAGUAUCAGCGGGGACGAGGAUAAAGACGCGUCAACGUCGAAGCGGUCGAUCCAGAGGAGCUACGACGUCGCGAGCGCCUCCCAGCACGAGGACCUGAUUGUGAGCAGCACAGGGGAGGACCUGGAGCAGUCCUCGUCCUCUUCAACGCCCUCGAAGGACUACGACGAGAGCGACGACGACGACGACCAGGACAGCGCGUCUUCAAGCAGCUCGGAAUCCGUGGACACAGACGACACGGGCACCAUCGCCGACCGCCGCCCUAAGGCCAAGACCUUCUCCAAAGUAUUCGUUGUCAACAGGAGCGUAUCCUCGUCGGAGACAGACUCGCAGAGUUCCGACGCUAACCUCGAGGACUCGUCCGAUAACGACACAGAUCCAGAUCGGGCGGAUUGCGGCAUUGUUUUGAACUACGUGAAGGCUUUGUCCGAGAAAUCCGACGACCUGAGCAGUGAAAGUGACGAUAGUGAAGUGUCAGAGUCCACUAAUGAGAUCGAAUUUGUUCAGGACGGAGAUGGCGACGACGCCACAGCGGCUGUAGCCGCGGACGAGGAGGACUCAGUAGUGCUAAAUUCGAUACGAACGAUAUCGUUCGAUGAAACCAGUGGAAUUGUCGAGAAACACAAGCAAUCAGAGGGCGCAGUCCAACAAUCAGAAACAAUUGCGACGCCAAAACAAGAGCCACAAGUAGCAAUGGGCCUUAUCAGCAGCCACAUUAUCUCUGACUGCGAAAUCGAUAUGGCUGAUAGUGACGAAGACGAGGCGAGUCAAACUGCCAGGCCAAACCGUGAUAGUGCUCCCCAGCGGGCAGCAAGCAACGAACCCACAACCAAGAACGCAAAUAAGACUGACGCAGGUAGUGUGGAUCCUUUGGAAGCAGAAAGCAGCGAAAGCAGUGCCAAGUCUGAUGCCGCUUUAGGAUUAACAGAUGCAAACCCAUUUGAAGCAAUUGAACAUGAUAAAGAACCCGAUGAAGGGGACGAAAGUGCACACAACGGUUGUGGCGAAGCAGGCGGUGAACGCGAAAACCAAGAGGCUGAGCGAAGCAGUUCUGAUGAUCCAAGCAAGAAGACAGCAUCUGAUGACACACAACCUGACAAUGACUUAGCUAUUCAGAAUGUGGUUUUUCCACUGAAAACUGAACCCAACGACCCGACCGUCAUUAACGCUGAGAACUCGCCAUCAAAACCCCAAAUCGCCAGCCACUGUUGGGACGAUGACGCGCUUAAAAUUCACGAAACGACCGGCGAUGCUGAAGACCUCGCAGAAUCGGCAAUUGCCCAAAUCGAUCGUGAUCAGAAUAUGGAAGGCCGUUACGAUGAAAGCCCGGACCGCCGGAGAAACGGCAAUAAGGAAGCCGCUGGACGGAGCAGCGACAAUCAAACACCAAAACCCGCACAGCCCACCAUCGCCGGCGACGAUCAUCUCCACCAUCAUCAGCACGAUCAGUUGACUUUCGAGGAGUUCGCUCAACUCGAGACCAUCUCCAACGACCUCAACAACAUGAUCAUGUCGAGGAAAUUGCAAACCGAUCAAUUAGUCGAGAAACUAAUUAAAGAUGUAGCGUCGAUCAACAAUGACCAUUUGCAAGGCCCGGCAGAGCGAGGAGGCGGAGAUGGUGAUGCUCGUCACCGCCAACAUCCAUCAAGGGAUGCUGACUCAAAACGAGUCGGUGCCGCUGAAGUGAGCUCGCAAGACGGCAAUCUUGCCGGCCAUCAUGAAGACGGCGAUCGACAGCGAGUUUUACUAACAAAAAGCCGCGAUUGCAACAUUCGUGCAGCGAAAGUAACUGCAAGCGAAACUGCACCAGCACCGAGCGCAGCGCCCAUAGUGCAACUAGCACCGAGGGCAGAUGUGGGCGAGUGCAGUGCAUUGUCAGCGCCGUCGCCGUCCUCUUGGGAAACUGGUUCUCGCGAAAGAACCGCCGACUGCGAACGCGAAGGCGGUAUAUCACCGGCAGCACAAUUCCACUCAGCCGCUUUUGCGCCUGACUGUACACCGCCAGCAGCCCAAGAAGUACCACCAACACCAGCGGAAGCAGCAGCGACUGUGCAACAACCACACCAACAAUCGUCACAGUCUGCCGCUCACCAAGAUACCACUCUUACCUGUGCAGGUAACCACACAGGUAGAAGUGGUGAGGCGAGCCGCUCGCAGGUUUGCGACAGUCGCGAUGGUGGUGCGGGCCAGGUGCUUGUGCUCGAGAGCGACGGCGCAGACGAGGCAAACGCCAGUUGUUUACCUUAUGACGACAGCUCGGAAGACCCCACCAGCGAAAAGGCCAUGAAGAGCACCAGCGCCAUUAGCAGAAACAAUGCCCAGAUAAGAGUAGGAGAAAACCGCGACCACGCUCACGACGUGGAAUUGGCUGGAGAAACCCCGCGAUUAGUAGAGACUGAACUGUUGCGUGGCGCGGAAUCGAGCCUGGCCCGCGACGAGGACGACAAGGAUAACAACGCGAAAGACGUGAACACGCACGGAACCGUGGAGACGACUCUCCCUAGUAAUGCCGACGGCGGCAGCAGCCUCGCAGCGAAGUACCGAAGUUUAGUCAUGAUCACUGCAGAUCACGCAUCUGCCUCCCCCUUGCCCGCCCUCGAUCAGGUGAGCAUAGUAACGAGCGAAACGACCCAGGUGAUCCUUACGGAUAGUGCCCCCGCGAGUGUUCGCGACGCCUCGGCUGUCGUGGUGCAGCACACGACAGCCUCCCAACUGAAUCCGAGCCGUGGCGAAAUGCACGAUAUUGACCCAGAUAGCAGCAACUGUGCGGAUAGUGGCGGCCACGGCAAGAAUUCGUCAAGCAAAAUGAUCGAUCGAUCCGCGCGAAGUGUCGAUUGUGGUCGUGGCGACGGUGAAAGUGUGAGUGACCGCGGCGAUCCUCUUGAAAUGUCGAGAAACGAAAAUCAAAAUGCACUCGCGGCCCAGCAGAAUAAUAGUGGCACCUGUGAUAGUAGAAGUGAUAGUAUCAUAGCGAAUUGUAGUGGUAGUGGUAGUAGUAAUGGCGGUAGUGUAGACGAUGUAACUGUUAUUACUGGUGCGGACACCUUGUCGGCGGUGGUUUGCCUUGAAGACGGGCUGGCUGAUGACGACUCAUGGGUUGAGGAGAUCAGCCACGAUGAGGAGGAAUUCGCAGGCACCACCACGGCCACCGACUCCGAUCUGGACUCGGGCGAAGACAUUUCGCUUACGUCCAUGACUGACCGUGAGGAAGAGCUGCGGGGCUACAAUAGGACCGCUAUCGAUUUCACGCUGCACACAAUCGUCGAAGAAAGCUGCGAAGAAAGCGAAGUGGAGCAGAAUAACGCGAAGAAAAAGAACCGCAACUCGUCUGAGCUGGAGAAGUACUUCUACUAUGGCCUCGGCGACGGGAAACCCAUGAGCUCGCUAGACACUAAGGAGGAAACCGCCUCCGAGGAUGAGAGCAGUGUUUGCAGCGAAGGACUCGACUCCUUAGGGAUCCCUGAAGAACCUAUACAUGACCUCCAUCACGCCGCGGAGUUGGCCUCGUCCCGUUUGGAGAAAUACUUCCUCACGAGCUUCAUGGGCUUCUCCCAGGAGCGCACAGGCUCCGACGAGAGUGGCGGAAGUGUGGGUAGUGACAGCGAGGGGCACCCCAGUCCAGGGCAGCGAAGAAAGCGCUUGGUACGCGCGAGAGGCACUCCCCGAUCACACAAUUCAUCCCUUGACAAUCUUCUAGCUAAAGACGACAACGAACUUGGAGCAAGCGAAACCCACAACGAAUCGAUCGACUCCUCUGAAUCAGAGGCUUGUGACGACACAGUCAUACACCUUGAAAAGGUCGACAGUUCAAAUGACACGAUAAAACGGAAAAAGCAGACUCGGAAACGACAUGAUUCAGAUGAGAAAAAGUCGUUGGAAUUCCCUGAAGAAAGUUCGGAAAAACCAGAGACAAAGUCUGGUUCUUCACAGCCGGACUACCUACUGCCAGCCUACAGCAACCUGGCGCAAUCGAAGAAGCAGCACAGCCGCGACAGCGGCUUCAUUGGAAGCAAUGAUGAUCUGCUCAAAGGUGACGAUGCCAUGAAGUCACCCGAACUAAAGAUAGAACUGGAGGAAAUUAAAGAAGAUCAACAAGAGGCUAAAGAAGUUGAACCACAGAAAACGGCUUCCACAUCACAGCCCCCGGCUGUAGCGAAGCAAGAAGGGCUCACGCGGAAGGAUAGCUUUAACAACUGGAGCUCGGACGAAGAGACUAACCUCAUGAUGUCCAAGAUGCGACAAAUAUUCAAAACCCUCAUCGCGGCCAGCGCAAAUGCUCAAAACAUCGCGAACAGCUCAAAGAACUCAACGCCAAUUGUAAGCGGGACGAGCACGCCGAAGCAGACCACCCCCAUUCCUAGGCCUAGACAUAAGAACAAGCCAGCCCAACUGGUAUACUUCGAGAGCGAGCUCACGAGGCUCAUGAAGACCGUCCCCGGUAUCAAUGACGAUCAAGUACGGGAGAUCGUUGAGUAUCUAAGUAGCGAGGACACCUGGUCAGACUCGUAUGAUUCCUCCGACUACACCAGCUCUGACCUGGAAGGAGCAGCCAUUAGAACCCGCAAGGCCGAGUUGAAGGAACAGAUAUCAGCCAGUUGCCAGCAGAUCAUCAAUAAAUUCGAUAGUUCCGUGAACGAUGAAGAAGGUGACCGCGGAGAUGGUGGCCUCCUGGAAGAAAGCCGCAACCCGGAAACGGCGAUAGUAUACCAAAAACUAGUAGCAUCGUUUUCCAAGAUUGCGACUGGUACAGCAGGGCCUUCGACCGGCACAUCUGCUGCUGAAUCUGAAGCCCCAAAUAAAUCCCCUCAACUACUGGCGAAAGUCAUGCAUCAUAUCGGAACUCGUCUAGUAGCUCUCAUGCACGAAGUAAGCAGCGGUGAAUCGUUGCACGGUAACUCACCUGCUCCGCAGCAACGCUACCACAAGAAACUCCACCAGAAUAUCUCGGUUACCACCACAGAGGACGAUGAUAGCACAUCGGACAGCAACUUUGACAAGACCACUGAUAACUCCACAUUCAUAAAUCUACCACGAAGCAAAUCCCACGAUCUACUCCUAAGUGAAUCCCGCCCCCAACAUCACCAGUCUAGUAGUGGUGUCAGCGACACUGCUGGAGAAGAAAAGGAGGCUAGCGAUUACGAACGCUUUUCGUGGCGGGGCAGUUUUGAGUCAGCAUUACUGGCUAAUGGUGACUCCAGGACUAAAUUGACCCUACUCGACCGCGAUAACUCAGCAUCUGCAUCCGCUUUGGCCGCAAAGCGGCGCUCAGCAGGUGAUCUGUUAUUCAACCCGAAGAGCUUGAGUCGCGAGCAAUUGGACAGAGUCAGGAGUUGUGGUAGUAUCGGUGGUGGAGGUAAGAUCGAUGACGAUCACGAACUCAAAUCGAAAAUUUGGGAGCAAAGGAACAAUCAGGAUGCUGGGCAUAGGCGAUCAAGCGUUCCAGAUGCCAUUUGCGAAUCCGACAACUCUUCGGAAGAAGAGGAUGGCAACCAGUUUCCCACGCGAUCAACGCUACCACGCAGCCUGCAAGGGACAACAUCAGCUAGCACCAAUUCACUGCCGAGAAUGUCUACUUCCACUGCUACCACGCCCAUGCAAAAAUCGUUGAGUGUUUACCAGUUCUUACCGAAUAGUGUGAAAAGUGCCCGGUAUCGCCCGUCGGGAUUGGGUAGUGCAGGAACCGCCGCGGGGCGGUCCAGUUCAGUGCCGAAAAAGUCUUCGUCCACACCUGGAUUACAACAACUUUUCCACAAUAAGCGCGAUGUUGCGAGAAGGUUAAAUUAUUUCAAUGCUGGUCCAGAUGAUAAAAAUUCACCGGAAGUUUGCAAUUCACCGCUGAUAGGAACACGAAAUAAGAGUGGUUCAGCUAGUCCAAUUGCAUCACAAGGGUCAGCUUCAAGUGAUCCAUGGCCUUCACAGUCCGAGGAGGAUAUUGAUCGUUUAGUUGCACUCCAUCAGAAUCGAAAUAGUUUGAGCUCCCUAGGGUUGAGAUCGGAUUCUAUGGCGAGCGUCUAUUCAGGCGCUGGAGAUGGUCGGUAUGGUACAGUAGCCGUCAAAGGACAAAUUGAAUUCGGGAUGCAAUAUAACUAUAAGCAAAGCGCGCUAGAAAUUCAUGUUGUACGAUGUAAGGAUUUAGCUGCCGUUGAUACUAAGCGUAAUCGUAGUGAUCCCUAUGUUAAGCUUUACCUUCUACCUGACAAAUCGAAGAGUGGAAAACGAAAAACAAAAGUAAAAAAACACACACUCAACCCAGUAUUCGAGGAAACGCUCAAGUUCCAUAUGCCGCUCAGUAGCCUAGAAUCUCGAACGUUAUGGCUAACUGUCUGGCACUCAGAUAUGUUCGGACGAAACGACUUCCUUGGCGAAGUGACCAUCAAUCUGCAAGGGAAAGUAUUCGAUAAUCCCCAGUCGCAGUGGUACACUUUACAGGAGCGGACUGAACCAUACGAUGAUUUGUCUGUGUAUCGUGGCGAUAUUAUCGUCGGAUUGAAAUUUGUGCCACCAGAUAGUUCAAGUUCGAAGCAGAGCACGUCGCGGGGAAGCAACUCUAAUCUCCGGAAGUUCGGUAGCAUUAAAUCAAGUUCGAAGAAUUCCUCGUCUAAAGGACAACUACAUGUACUGGUGAAGGAAGCGAAAAAUCUGAGUCCCGUUAAAGCGAAUGGAAGCUGCGAUGCGUUCUGUAAAAGCUACUUACUUCCGGAUAGGACACGGAGUUCGAAACAAAAAACGCCGGUCGUCAAAAAGACAAUUAACCCUGUUUGGAAUUAUACAUUUAUUUACGAGGACGUAUCGCUCCAGGAACUGUCCGAGAGGGCAUUAGAAUUGACGAUUUGGGAUCACGAUAGAUUGGCUAGUAAUGAAUUUUUAGGUGGUGUUCGCUUUUCGUUAGGAUCCGGCAAACACUACGCCAAGUCGGUGGACUGGAUGGAUGCUACUGGGAAGGAACUUUCCUUGUGGCAAAAUAUGCUAAAUAGACCGAACUUUUGGGUUGAAGGAUGCUUGGUUUUACGGCCAUCGUUGGAUGGUGGCAGCAAAUCCCCGCAGUAAUUUCAACGGUGGAUGGAUUCAGCCGUCGAUGAGCUUCUGUCUGUGGAGCGUUCCCGGAAUUAGCAGAGCGUCAAUAGCAGUAGCAGCAAGAAAGCAAAAGUAGAUAAAGCUGUCCUUCCGCCUCAGGAUAACACGAGAAAAGUAGAAAACAAUGCCAACAUACAAUUUUUCUAUUAGAAAAUCAUUACGGUCCCCUCAAUUUGUGACAUAUUUUCUUUUGACUUUGUUUCUCAAGAGAACGGAAAAUAAAUAAUGGCUGGAAGUGGUGUCUAACGAAAUGAUGUAACAAAUUCAUGGAGAUAUAGAGCGUUGUUUAUUCAAAUUAUUUCCUGAGGCAACUCUCUGAAUAAAUAUUUGAGUACAUAGCGCGGAAGAUAUCUGGGUCAGUAGCGAUUUUAAAAGAAAAGCAAUCCAUUAUUGAGUGGAACCACACAAGCCUGGCCCAAUUAAGGCUAAAUAUAACCAAAAAAUGACAAAUCCAGUUUGAAUGCAAUGUGAAAGGAUAUCCAGAAUAUCGUCCUUCCGAUUUGAAGAGAAUAAAACCGAAACGUUAGGUACGCACGUGAGAUUAUUUAAUUAAAGAAUUUAAAACUUGUAUAUCCAAAAGUAAUUUAUAUGUAAUGACUCUAUAAACUUUCUGUUACUACGAAACAAAUAAAUAUAUACAAAUAUAUAGAAAAUCGUUACACUCUUAUUUAAACACUGAACUGGUUAGCACGGAGAAAAGAAGCGCACAGUGACGUCGUUCGGAAUGUUCCCCUUUAUACUCAUAUCUGUUAAUUAUUUAGGCGCAAGAAAUGAAUUGAUUAUCUGUAAUUUUCUUAAAGUUAGAAGGUGAAUGGACACUUGUUCACAACAUGUAGUAGUUAUGGCGUACAUACUUCUUUCCUAGAUGUAGUUGACAAAAACGAAUACUCCAAGUGAGAGGAGGUUCAACAGAGAAAACUAUUUUAAAAAAAUUGUAAAACAACAAAUGAAAAUUAUUUACAUUAGAGAUAAUCGUUCUGAAUAUUCCAACUUCUAACACUGUGAUCAAGGAAACGAGAUAUAAUAUAAAAGGAAAAAAAUAAAUUGUAAAUGCAUAUUUGAUGCAAACUGGAGAGAAGCCAGCAUGAGAGAAAAAAUAUUGUAAUACAUAUUGACUAAGUCACCUGCAUACAUAAUCAAGCUCCUUGUUAUGAGAACUUCCUUUAUUUUUCAGGAUAUUUACCUACGGGGCGCCUGUGUGUGUCUCCGCCUUUGAAGUGUAAUGAGAAAAAAAAUUCAAGUCCAAGAGAGAAACAUGCGUAAGCACGAUAUUCGCCUUAAAUCCGCGACUUUCUUAUAUUCGAUUCAAUUAUAUACAUGCAAUAUUAGUUGGUAAACUGAACUGCUACUUCCUACUAACUCUAAUUCUCCCUCAUGUAUACUAUGACUAGAUUUACUUUUUACGAAGUAUAAGACAAAUUACGCAUCUAAACACUAAACAUAUAGAUAAGCACUCUCGACCAUCAUCACUAGCAUAGUAAGGAUAGAAAUUAUACAUAUUUACCAGAGUAUAUACCAGAAACAUGGAGAUAUAUUAUUAUAUUUUAUUCGUUCACGAAGGAAAUGACAUUUUAUUUGCAUAACGAUUAUAUAUAGUUAUAUACAAAUAUGAUUGUGUAAUACACCUAGAACCUAUCAUUGUUAAACGUAGUAUCUUUAUUUUAUAUUAUUUUAAUACGUUAUAACUUUACGUUCGGAAACUAUCUUUGCUUCUUUGUAUAAUAAAAAGUUUAAUUGAUUA